CAAUGUAACACUUCCUCUCAUGUAGCUGUGGCUGGUACAGUACUGUACUGUCCCUGUGUAGCAUUCACUUGUAUAUACAGUAGGUCUACUUAACAGGCUGAUAUGACUGGAGAAGUAUUAAACGAGCUGCGAGGCCCGACAUGGAUCCUGGACCGUCGCAACAGUGGCAAGCUGUUCUGGCGGAGGGACUCAACUUCGGAGAAGAACAGAGUCAAGUUCCGCUGUGAUGUGGAGGUGAUGGAGUACGUGAAGCUGGAGCCUGAGCCUCCGCAGUACGAGGACUGGAGCUCGGACGAGGAGGACGACGAGAGGUUCGGCUGGCGUCUGCGGCCCUGGGACCAGGAGAUCCCGCCUCCUAGCGGCUUCUGGGGCGGAGUGUGUAUGGUAGUGAUAGCAGCGGUGGUCACCUACCAGUGGCUGGUUGUAUGACACAGGCCACACGAUAGGUUGAGACAAGCAACGACAUAUUGCCGCACGUCCGGGCCGGCUACCUGGAGGAACCAAAGCGAGAUGCUUCAAAUAGGUUUAUUACUUGAGUAGUUAUUUUAAAAUUGAUUUAAAGCUACAAGUUCUUUAUUGUGUUUCAAAAUUUAGUAAUUUAAUAUAAUCAGGCCUUUUUAUGAAUAUUUUUUAGAAACGGUGCAAUCAUUUAUUAGCAACAAAAUUUUGCUAAACAAUAUUUUCAAUAUUCUAUCCAGUUUUGAUAUGGUGCAAAGUAUCUGUUUUGAUAAUUCAUCAAUGCAAUAUUCGUGACCAUAUAAAUAUCCAUAGUGAAAUGACAAGUUCAUUAUAAAAAGUUAAAACAAUAUACCUAUUUAUUCUUCUUUGCUACCGUAACACACUGUACUUGAAAAUGUUCAAGUACUACAAGUGGGCAUCCUAAAUCUCAGAGUUUAGUGAAGAAUAACAUGCCAUUACCAACUUAAGGAAGUUGGUAAUGGCAUAAAAUAUACUAUUAAGCUUCAAAAACAUAAAAGAAUGUUGCUUUUCUUUAAUUUAAAAGGUUAAAUAAAAGAAAAGCAAUAUAUUUUAUGUUUUUGAAGCUUAAUUGUAUAUUUUGUACCUAGGUCCGAAAAAUAAGAUUUUGCCGGCUCGAGAUAGUUUUAGGAAACGAUUGAGAGCUGCAAAACCAUUUCAGUCCGUGGUACAAUCGCUAUUUUUCACCACACUAUAUCCUAUUACCACUAUUCACCACAAUAAUAAUGCACACUACAACUGGAUAGUCAACACAACUACAUGACUAUGUGAAAAAAUAAUUUGAGGAAUCAGCAAAAAUUAUAAUAAAUAAUAAUAAUAAUAAAAGUUGCUAGGCAGCGGUGAAUAUAAAACAAUGUUAUUGCAAUGCUAUGGAUACUGAUUGUGUAUUAAAUAUGCAUUCAUAUUUUAAGAAAGUAAGCGGGCAGCUGAUUUUGCGGUCUAGGGAUGUAAAAACCUACUCGGUCCCCAAAUGAUAAUGACAGCUGGCAUGGCCAGCAAAACCUAGCUUUCAGCACAGAAAACGUACUACUAUAACCCAGAAUGCCAACCG
Molecule: messenger RNA, 1528 nt
Organism: Macrosteles quadrilineatus (aster leafhopper)
Lineage: Eukaryota; Metazoa; Arthropoda; Insecta; Hemiptera; Cicadellidae
Exons: 2
Coding region: 103-429 (108 amino acids)
Source: RefSeq, a predicted model, not a curated record